Peromyscus eremicus (cactus mouse) is the source of this 588-nucleotide messenger RNA. It is a transcript of the gene Arln, whose product is annotated as chromosome 6 C4orf3 homolog. The transcript is spliced from 2 exons. Bases 147 to 350 code for a protein of 67 amino acids. Lineage: Eukaryota; Metazoa; Chordata; Mammalia; Rodentia; Cricetidae. The record is from RefSeq and is a predicted model, not a curated record.
GGAGUGGUAGGCGUGGCCGACCGGAGUUGGUUGCUCGGCCGAGGCACGCAGGGUGAGGAUCAGAUUUUAGUCGGCUCCCGGUUCGGCCAUAGCGGAAGUGCGGAGCCACGCGGCUCUCGGGUGCGCAGAGCUGCAGCGAGAGGGAGAUGGAGGGGAGCCAGGCGGCGACGGGGACCGAUGGUGUCCGCGAGCGGGGAGGCUCGGGCGGAGCGGGAAGGAGGGAGCAGAACCGAGAUGAGCGACCUCAAUCCGGGACGAACGGUCUCCCGAAACACUCCUACUGGCUGGAUCUCUGGCUUUUCCUCCUUUUCGACCUGGUGUUGUUCAUCUUCGUGUACCUCUUGCCCUGACUGCUUUACCGAGACAUCAAGAAUGUGGCCUCUGGAGCGAAUCCUGAAUACUACAAACUUCUUGAAUAAAGAGGAUUUUCAGCUGCCGAAUUCCAGACCUCUAACCUCGCCUUAAGCCUUGACCUCCCUAAAAUAGCACAAUGCCUUUUGAGCCUGUAUUUAAUGCUUGAAUUAAUAUGAUUGUAGCUAAAUGGUAUAUAAUAUAUAUAUUUUAAUAAUGCCUGUAACUUAAGUACUU